Molecule: messenger RNA, 2657 nt
Organism: Pseudogymnoascus verrucosus
Lineage: Eukaryota; Fungi; Ascomycota; Leotiomycetes; Thelebolales; Thelebolaceae
Exons: 4
Coding region: 255-1895 (546 amino acids)
Source: RefSeq, a predicted model, not a curated record
GGUCACAUAUUUCAGCAUCCUGCCUAUUACUCUCUUCAUAUCAGUGUCUUACUUCAAUAUCUAGUGCUUGGCGGCAUAUGCGCAAGGUACUACAAUGGCGCUGCAUUCCUUUCCCAUAGCCAUCGUCCCUACCUGUCACCGGCUAGGCUAUCUAUGAUAUUAGACCACUCCAUUGCGAACGAGGCUCCAUAUGUAUUUUGUCUUAAUAUAAGAACUAGUGUAUUUGUAUGUACGCCCAUAUUUCAUACCACUAAAUGAUCCGCUUCGCACUCUUUUCAAAUUCAUGCACCAUCCUACGGUGUUCAUACAACUCUACGAUGAUAGCAGACAAUAUUCCAAGACGGCCAAAGGUGCAAGUAGUGCCAUGCGUAAAGAGGCGUUACGCGCGAGGACAGUACACAGAUAUGGGAGAAGGUAACUGCUGCUCUGAAUGCAGCCGUGGAGCUUCGAAGGAUCAAAAAUCAAUACUGAAGCUUGCGCCUAUGCUAUCUAGCGGAGAAUGCAAAUCGAUCAUCUUUGGCCCUGCUUCCCAGCAAGGAUUACCUCUACGAGUGAACCGGAUCUACGGCACAGUCAGAUUCAAGGCGACCAUACCAGGAAGCAAUGGCGACAGUCCACAACCAGUAACCUGCGAUAUUCCCGUCAAUGGCCUCUUCGAUGAGCAGAACAACCCAGUUGUGCAAAAACUCUUCGAAAUUGUCGACAGACACUUUGUUCCCAAGAUUGUUGGACAAACGCAACAGGACUGCGGAUUGAUAGCGUAUGCUUGCCGCGGAUUCGGUCUUUGCAAGCUUCUCAUAAUGGCUCAAUAUGCACAGUUUCCGUGUAGCGACCUCCAGUCGGAUUUUAUCUGGAUUGUAGUUCAGCAAAUCGAUAAGCAGCUGCAAAUGUCUCUACUCAAAGUGCGGUCCGGCUCACUGAUAAUCGACGAAGAAUCAAGCUCACAGCUGAUUAUAUGGUACUACGCCAUGAGCAAGCUAAAACGAUCUAUGAAGUGUGCCAAACAUGGCCAAUCUGCCAACUUGUUUGGGAGCCGUCAACUUUUUGAGCAUGUCUGGUGUUGGGUUGGCCAUGUCUGGGAAGAACUCAGCAACCGUUGGAAGACAGCUUGCCGACAACAAGACGACUUCUAUAAAGGAUUCAAAACUGCACACGAAGAAAUAGCGAAACUGGUGCAUAACUUCACGAUAUAUUUUGAAAUGUCGAUGUGGGAGUUGUCAGCUGAACCGAGCCAGCCAGGCGAUUAUAAUGGAUUUCAUCGGUUUGGGCCACCGACAGACUGGGCCCUCAUACAACAACAGACCAUGUCACCUGCCAGAGAAGCCUACGGCGAAGCACCGAUUGCCUUUUCUGAUUAUCAAAACCCCGCCCAUGACUUAGCCACCACACCAAGCUGUGACAUAUAUGGUGCAGGCUUGAAUCCACUCGGGCUAGAUGGUAACUAUCACCCGCCGUUCAACGCCGCGGCAAUCUGGUACCGCGAUAGCAAUCAGGGCUAUAUAUACCCCAAUGCAAGUUAUCACAACCAGUACCCUAGGAAUUUUCAAACCCUUCAGGUAGGGUACGACUCUUUGCCACUAGAUAACCAUGCCCCCUUUUCCACAAGGGGGCAAACGAUGGGCGCUUCUCCGAUAAUCUUCAUUCCCGAAAGUCAUUUCUCUACUCAAGGCACCCCAUUCUACCAACAGCCAUUUAUUCAGAUACCUACGCAGUCUGAGUAUUCGCCGCAGAUGCUAUUAGAUAAUAGUAUCAAUUAUACGUUAUGCGGAGAUGCAAAUGCCACGCCUGGAUGCACUGGGGAAGUAGAUUUUCUCUUCUCUAGGAUGCAUCAUCGCGACUGGCCACUGUAUUAUUCUACAGCCCCAAUUUACCCCCACCAUCCACCUGGACUGUGAUUCUGUACUCUAUGUGUUCUCCUGCAUCUGGAGUCACUCUAUAGAGUACUGUAGCCACAUUCCUCCCUCACUUCCUUCCGACCGCCUACCUUCUGUCCUCGCCACAGACUCUAUUUCGCCCUCUCCAUCGCCAAGGAGUGUUUUGAUAUUCUGAGCUGGUCUCCUGCAUCUGGAGCUACUCUUCCGAAUACCACAACUACACUCCGGGAACAUUCACUUGUGUCCCCAUUGGUCUUUAUUGCUUCGAGCCUUGCUCACGACCUCUGAUUUUCCUUUACGAGUGUUCUUCUGUAUCUGGAGUCACUCUUCCGGGAAUUAAACCCACAUUCGUUCUGUGUUGGUUUCAAGCUAGAGAUUUAGUUUCGAAGUGUUCUUAGUUGACGACGAACUUGCGUUUGAUGUAUCUCAUAGGUUCUUGUCAGGCGUCAUUUACUGCUUAUUUCAUCUUUCUUAGUUGUUGAAGAUACGUUUGGUAUAUCUCUUAGGUUCUUGUCAGUCGUCGUUUACUGCUUAUUACAUCUCUCUCAGUUGUUGAAGAUACGUUUGAUAUAUCUCUCAGGCUCUUCUCAUCGGUUUUCUAUUACUUGUAGCUCUGGUUAUUGAAAUUUACACUUGGCAUACCUUACUAUUUAUGAUACUUGAAAUUGUGACGGCUUUGCAAUUCCGCGAUGUCCCAUCUCAAUAUAUGUAGAAGGAAACACAUCAACACCUCACACCGCACGCCAUUUCACUCACUUUCUCCACUUCAGGUCUAAACACAGA